Messenger RNA from Babesia ovata, 4539 nucleotides. Its product is annotated as Chitin bind 4 domain containing protein. NCBI's taxonomy places the organism in Eukaryota, Apicomplexa, Aconoidasida, Piroplasmida, Babesiidae. The record is from RefSeq and is a predicted model, not a curated record. The transcript has 2 exons. The coding region runs from base 1 to 4539 and encodes 1512 amino acids.
AUGAAAAUUCUUAUAACCAUAUUUCGUUUACGGGCCAACUGCCACGUGCUGUCUCCGAAUUCCUCGGCUACACCAAUUAAGGAAAGUUAUAUCGAUCCAAAAGCGAAAGAUGUCACCGAAGCCAUCCUCGACUGCAUUCCCAAGUUCCUCGCCGCUUUGUAUUUUUUGCUCUACAAUGUGGAUUAUAGAUUUGAAGCAGUGGGAGGAGCGAAGUGGCAGGACGAUUAUCCUGGGUGGGAAUUGGAUCGACGAGAUUUUUGGGGUAGGACUGGUUGGGGUGGUGAACUGCAGAGAUAUCUCAGGAUGUCACUGAGCGUUAAAUACGGUGACCUCAUAGCUGGUGGGUUCAGUGAAAACGAGGUGACGUAUGGUUAUGAAUAUGAUUCUCGCUAUGGCUAUCAAUAUGGUAAGGAUAUGAUUCCUGACCUCAAAAAUAUUUUGGACAAACAUAGUCAUAAGUACAAUGAUUUCCGGGACGUGUUUUUUACAACAGUCAUUUCUAAAUCCGGCUUACAGAAAUCGAACACUGCGAACGUUCUUGCAUUGGUGAAAACGUUUUGUGAGAUUGUGCAGCAAAACCCUGAUGGUGGAAGUUUGAAAGCAGUUUUGGAAAAGGAGUUAGAAGGAAAGUGUGUUAAUUGGUCUAAUUUAGUAGCCCAUUGCAAAACUCUUGAGCAGCAACUUGGCAAGUUGUUCAAUAUCGAAGGCUUUUCCUUCACCGGCCAGGCGCGGCGUGUGGAUGAGCUUAACACUGAGAGAUUUGCGGGGGAGACGGCAAUAUGGUUUAGACAACAUUUGCACGAAGUUCAAAAGAAUGUGGAACAAAUAGAUACAAAUUUCCCAGUCGACGACACUCUACAUUUGAAUGUUCUUCAGCAAUUUGCAACAGAAAACCUAUUCCCCUACGGUUUUAUAUUUGGUGACCAAAGCUAUGGAACGCUGGGAGACGCGUGGAAGAAGUUGUCGGAUCAUUGGCCCAGUGUCAUAGAUAUGCUUGGCAAAAAUGGUGGCGGCUUAGCGGAGUUAAAAAGAAUUCUGGAUGGUGGACGGUGCCGUCCGCCGGCUCCCCCUCCAAAACCACGAUCAAGGCCGGCGCCUGCUCCCAGACCUCCGAGGCCUGCAAGACCUGUGCCACCACACCAGCCUUCCAGGACUCCGGCUGGAAGGACAACCGGUCCAAGAAAUGUUGGAGGUUGGUCGUCUGUUGGGAGUCAGGGUUCUGGUGCUAGAGGAGUGGGAGGGCAUAACCGUAGAAGCAUGAUCCAAGUUAGAGGAGGGGGGCAAAACAGUGGAAAGGCACGGGGGACCACAAGAAAUGGAAGACACCACUCAGGGCCUCGAGGUGCUUCAGGAGCCAGGGGCGCACAGAGAAGCAGUGUUCCAGGGCAUACGGGAUCUACUAAGCCCCAACCCUUACAAUCUCAAAAUGAUUCCCAGCGUCAUUCCCAACAACCUCCACUUGUUGCCUCCAGUGCUCCUGGAGACCCUGCCAUCCCUAUUCAGCCAGGGGGCCCGGGUCCAAUUUCAACAGACAGUGUUACUCCAGGUACACGGACUACUUCAUCUCCACAAGAUGUUCUUACUCAGACUCCGAGUGUCUCAGGUUCAAACACUGGGUCAGAUGGUGUCCAGGGGACUGGCCAACAUGGUGGUGGAGGAGCCGGGCCACCAGGUGGUGGGCACAGUGUUGGUCAAACACAGACUCCGUCUAAUAAUGUUAAAAAGUGUGAUGGUGUAUCCAUGUCUAUGAAUGGAAAGUCAGUGUGUUAUAGGCAGCCUACGAUUCCUAAGCCAACUAGGCCAUCCACCCUUUACCUUCCGUCCGAUGUUGAGGAGAAGAUUAAAAAAGCGGAUGUAGCGUAUCGCAAAAAGGAGGAAGAGGACAGACGCCAGGCGGAAGAGGCUUGGGAACGCAGGCGUCAGCAGAUGUAUGAUCAAUAUGACAGUGAAAUGCGUCAAAUGCAGCAGGCGCAAUUGUUGUCCGUUGAGGGCUUUAAUGUUAGCGAUGCGAUGGAUGGGAACGCUUUGCCGGACGUCUCCGCCCUUGUAGCGCAGAAACAAAAGGAGGCGGAGGAGAGAUCUAUAAGGCGUAAUAUUCAAUUUCUGCAAACAAUUCAAGAUGAUAUUAACAAUAAUCCUAAUAGUAAUGAUGCCGAUUCGGUGUUCAUGUCAGGCACUCCAAUCUCAGAGCCUGCCGCCCUGGUAGGGAGACCCGUGAAACAGACUCCAAACCACGGCCAGGCGGAAACAGAUGCUCACAAACAGCUACAGCCGAAUUCAAGUAUAGUCGUGGGUGAUAAGGUUUUGCCAACCCGCAAGCGUGCCAAGCCCCUUCUGCCAGUCCCCCCUGUUGGUGUCCCGAUGGGCCACCCAAUAGAGCCGACGAAACCCGCUCAGCCUCUUCCAAAGCCGCAACCCAAGAAAAUACGUCCAACAUUUCAUGAUACACCGAAAAAUAUUGUUUUACCUAAAUACAAGCAUCCUCUGAAGAGUCAUCCCGUCACUACCCGAUCCAUUCCAACAGCGCACAUUGACGACAAUUACCUUUCCAAAAUGUUGGAAGUUGCUGGUGACGAAGUAACAAGCUCACCCAUAAGCAUCCCAGCUGCGGAGGUACCAGAAGACCCUAGGCUAAAAAGGUUUCCAACUGUUCCGCUCGAAGGGGAGCCUAUUGCAGACCGCAAUGCACAAUCUGUCUCUAUGCCCCCAGUGGAGUUAGAACCCGCACCGCCGCCUCUACCCAUUGAAUUAGACAUUAAAAAAACAUACUAUCCCGAACUACUUUACCAGAAUGAUGAGCGGAGAAGUGUGCCCCUACCAUCGGUUGCGCUUCCUCCAGCCAUGCCGGAUGAUAUGUAUCUUGGUGUCCCACCUGAUGGACCACACUUGCCAACUAUCCAGGACAUUGCAGUUUUUGCUGAUCCCUAUCAAUGCCGCAACCCCUGGUACGUCCCCGAUUCCUCCACCGAUCUAACCCCUUCACCUGCCUCCCCUCCCCCAAACACCGACCAGCUGCCCCCUCCCAAGACCGUCAGGGAGAUGCUCCACUGGAUGGUUGGGUUGAACCAAAAGGGGUAUGUUGGGAUUAUUAAGGAGCAUAUUGAAGACCUUUUGAGGGAGUAUAGCAAGGAUGUAUCCCGCACUUUAGAUGCCCUUGACAUCACUGGGAAACCAUACACUCUGGAAGCUUCCCAUGUCGCCGGUACCCUGACUGAGGCGUGUCUCUACUCGGCCAACGUUCUCCACAAGAUUAAACACAAGGACAAUUCGAAGGCUGUUUCAGUCCCUGAUUUCAGCUCAGAAUAUUCCAAGCUUUAUUAUGCCUCGGACCCCGCCUGCCUCCUCUGCCAGCUGCGGGACUACGUCUACGCCUGCUGCCACCAGUUGGCGUUCCUUAAGUCGCAGUGUUCUCGGGAUCAAUCACAUGGUGGUUGGCAGGCAUGUGAAUAUGGCCUUCAUGUAAGUGUUUCCAACUCCCCCCUGCAGGCCUUUCUGACCGACGACCCAAGCUCCAAGUUCGAGACACAUCCCUUCGACCCGUGCGACAUCUGCCGCAAGAGCCGUGUCAUGAUGGGAUUUGAGGAAAAGGAUUCGCCUGAGAAAUCACAGACUGGCAACCAUCUUUACAACAUCCUCACUCCCAGCUGCGGCGGCGAGGAUCCCCUGCUGACACUGUCCUCCCACCUCACCUGUCUCACCAGCCGGACGCCGCGCACCACCGGGGAGCUUGUGUCUUUCUUCCACAAUUUCGGCAAUUCACUAUACAAGCCUCAUCCACACUUGUCCCAACUAGGCUCCGCCCUCUCCGAGCCACAUCGACACUGCCCCGACUGGGACCACCUUGCUGCCGACGACCUCAAUGCCAUCCAGUACAUCCGGGGCCCCGCCCCUCCCACCUCCAACCACGACAAGGACCAUCCCAAGACCCUGUCCGCAAUAAUUGGCUGCGGCAUCGAUAAUGUCGACUGCCCACAACUCAUGAAGACCAUCACCUACCGGGCCUACGCCCUGUACUCUCCGACCUUCGCCCAUACCUACCUCAGCUGGGCGGUGUACCUGGCAGACAGACUGUGGGACUCACUGCUCAAGCUUCACUAUGAUCUCGAGAACCUUCAAUGUCACGACUCCAAGUCCAAGCCCCUCCACCAGUGUACCAAGGCCCUGCCGCUGCUCUACUCUCACGGCAUCACGCCGCCAGACGGGACAGUGCAGUCCUCACUCACGUGUUCGGCUGCCGUCACCAAGCUGGGAGAUGUGGUCGCCGGAAAGCCUAUCGCAAGCCUCAUGACCGCCAUGGACGAGUUCCUCCACAGAGUCCGGGAGCCCUUCCUCUACACUGUGUUCACAGUGUGGCUCAUCGCCACGCUCUACAUCGCCCACUCACUGCUCUACCGCAUGGACGUGCUGCACAUCCGCUCCCAUCUUUUCACCACCAGGGCCUCCCACCUCAUCGACGUCAAGGCCUUACUCACUAAAGGCCGGAAAAUGCUGUCACUGUACAAAGACGUGGAUUACUUCGACGACGACGUUCACUCGUGA